UGGGUAAAAUGAUCACUACUCAUUUCAGAUCUCCAUCUUGCUGCUGAGCUUGGAAAGACGCUGUUGGACCGGAACACUGAGCUGGAAACAUCUCUGCAGCAGAUGUAUUCGACCAAUCAAGAGCAGUUGCAGGAAAUAGAGUAUCUUACAAAACAGGUGGAACUUCUGCGUCAGAUGAAUGACCAACAUGCCAAAGUUUAUGAGCAGCUUGAUGUUACUGCCAGGGAACUAGAAGACGCUAAUCAAAAACUGGUUGCCGAUAGUAGAGGCGCACAGCAAAAGAUAAUAAGCCUAACUGAGACAAUUGAAAGCCUUCAAACACACAUCGAUGACCUCCAGAGGCAAGUGGAAGAGUUGAAGAAUUCUGGGCAAGGUCUCGUGAGCCGGGAAAGGCCGGAGCAGCCGAGAUCAGUUCACAGUUUUCCGUGUCUAAAGGAACUGUAUGACCUUCGCAAGUAUUUCGUUUACGAUCAUAUCUUUGCGGAAAAAAUUACUUCGAUGGACAGCCAGCCGAGUCCUCUGGAGGAAGAGAACCAGAACCUGAAAAAGGCCGUUACGCUCUUGCAAGCUCAGCUGAAUUUGGAAAAAGAGAAGCGGAUGACCAUAGAGGAAGAGUACAGCCUCAUGUUCAAGGAGAAUUGUGAUCUCGAGCAGAGGCUGGUGGAUGUCGACCUGUACCGUGCCAGAGCUGAAGAGCUGGAGGUCGAAGUGGCAGAAAUGAAGCAGAUCUUUCAGUCCGAAAACACCUUUGUGAAUGGGGUGGAAAAGCUCGUUCCGGAGUCCUUUUUCAUUUCCUUUAAAGACUCUUUAGAAAGAGAGCUGAGCCCGAGCCCUUCCGAGGGGCUGCCUUUAACUCUUCUGGAACCGGACAAACGGGCUCUCAAGAGGAGCAGCAGCGAGACCCUCCUGGCCAGUGGCGCGGGUGGGGACCUCCUCAAAGGCCACGAAGAGACCUGUAUUCGGCGGGCAGAAGCCGUGAAGCAAAGGGGCAUCUCUCUGCUCAAUGAGGUGGACGCACAGUACAAUGCCCUGAAAGUCAAGUAUGAAGAACUGCUGAAGAAGUGUCAAAUAGAUGAAGGGUCUUUGAAACAUAAGGCGGUGCAGACCUCAAAACAGUAUUCCAAAGAUGUAAGUGUGGGAAAUGUCGUAUUGGACACAUGUACUAGAACGCCUGAGCCCACAAGUAGUUCGAGUAGUCCACCUGAAUACAAACUGCUCUUUAAAGAAAUCUUCAGCUGUAUCAAGAAAACUAAACAGGAAAUAGAUGAACACCGGGCAAAAUAUAAAUCUUUCCCUUCUCAGCCUUAACGCUUCCUUCCCUUCUACUCUUUCUGUCUUCCUUCCUCCCUUUCCUUUUCUUUCCCAUCUUCUUUUUCUUUUCUUCCUUUCUUCUUUCCUUUCCUCUUUUUUCUUCCUUUUCCUUCCUUUCCUUUCCCUUCCUUCCUUCCCCUUCCUUCUUUUCCUUUUCUUCCUUUC
Molecule: messenger RNA, 1476 nt
Organism: Anolis sagrei ordinatus
Lineage: Eukaryota; Metazoa; Chordata; Lepidosauria; Squamata; Anolidae
Source: RefSeq, a predicted model, not a curated record